GAUUACUUUAGACAGUUUUGGAUUUAAACGCCGAGUACAAAACAGGUCGAAACCAGUGCACGGCCAAUGCGCAAAUGCGAAGCGAGGAGAGAAAAACAAAAUGGCCGCCUAGCCUUAACCUUAGUUCACUCGUGUGUUUAAAAAAAAAACAAAACAAACAAAUUGAAAAAAGUUAAUGGAAAAAAAUUUUAAACGAGGAAGGAAUAAUUGAAAGUUUAGAAGGAGAAAAUAAUAAAAGUCUCCUUAUUUUCCAUCGAUUUGGUGAUGAUGAUGAUGAUGAUGAUGGAUCAAGUUGAUUCCUAGCUUGUUUACUGGUGAUUGUACGGAGAUUUUUAUUUUCGAAAAUUGGAAUUUUUGAAACUUUUUCUACUGAAUUUUGGAGGUUCUGUCCGUCAGUAUUUCUCUACUUGGGAAGUGUGGUACCUGCAAUUUGGCUUUUGGAAUUGGACAAAGUUGAAAAGAGGAUUCGAAUGCGAGAAUCAAAUAUUAAUAUCAGCGAGAGUUUGGAUUUUACAAAUUUAGCUGCCUCUGAUUUGAAACACCUGGAGAAAGCAUUAGGGGUAAACAUCAAAUUGCCAACGAUUCAAAUAUCGACUGAAACUUGGGUGACUUUGAUUGAACAAUUUUUGAUGUUAAUUUUAAUAAUUGGACGAUGGAUGCUGCCUAAGGGUGAUUUAACACGAGAUCAAUUGAGUCAACUUCUUUUAGUGUACAUUGGCACUGCUGCUGAUAUUAUUGAAUUCUUCGACUCGUUCAAGGAAGACAAGAUAGCAAGGGAGCCAGUUUUAGUUUAUUUAACUUUGGGCAUUUGGUCAUGGUCGUUGAUGCAAUUUACCGUCGUUUUAACGGCAACGAAAUCGAGAAAAUCGAGACUCUCAUCCGGUAGUGCCGUCAAGAGAAAAGUGCCAACCGAAACAAGUUGCUGUAGUAUUGACGUUUGGGGAAUUGCAAUAAAUAUGUUGCUGCAGGAUGGACCAUUUUUGUCAUUCAGGCUCAUAUUAAUUAUUCACUACCAGAUUGUGAGUUACAUGAAUAUUUUCUUCACGUGCAAGAAUACAUUGGUUAUUUUACUGCAAUUGUAUAGAUUACAUGUAGUGCAAACCGAAACCAAAAGUCGAAGGAAGCAAGAAAAAUACGAGAAAUAUGAAAUUCCGAAUAUCAGUAUUAUUUAUCGAAACGAAAAAAAUAAAGAGGGAAGAAAUAAAAGAUAUCGAGAAGACAAGAGAAAGCGAAAAUUAAGAGAAAUUGAUGUUGAGGAAAAUAUUUCUGACAGUGACUAUUCGGAAAAUAUCGAUAAAUAUGAUUCAUCACCGAAAACCCGUUCUCGAAAACCGAAAGAGGACUCGGGCUAUUCAAAUUCGAGUUCACGCAAUUCGAGAAAAUCCGACGAUUAUAAGAAGAGGCAGAGAAAGAGAAAGAGUUCGAGAAAGGAAGAAGUAAAAUGUGAAUCGUUCAGUGAAAAUGAUGAGAAAUUGAAAAAGAAACGCGACAGAAGUGAUAAGAAGGAGAAGAAAAAAUCUCGAGAAAAUAAAAAAGCUAAACACAUAUCCGAGGAGGAAAGUUCUUCGGAAGAUUUUGAUGAAAGUAAAACUGAGACUGAGGAAAGCGAUUCAAAUUCAGAUGACAGGAAAAUACAAAAACAUGGGAAACGUCGUUCUAAUCGAGUUUGACAGGAAAAAUGUGGCACGAUCGCUAUACUAUUCCUUUUCAUCGCAAUUUUUAUCGUCUCUCUGUCUUUAAUACACACUGGAAUAAGUGGUGGUAUUAUUUU
Messenger RNA from Leptopilina heterotoma, 1771 nucleotides. Its product is annotated as transmembrane protein 26. The record is from RefSeq and is a predicted model, not a curated record. Lineage: Eukaryota; Metazoa; Arthropoda; Insecta; Hymenoptera; Figitidae. The coding region runs from base 471 to 1670 and encodes 399 amino acids. The transcript has 7 exons.